Molecule: messenger RNA, 1477 nt
Organism: Mugil cephalus (flathead mullet)
Lineage: Eukaryota; Metazoa; Chordata; Actinopteri; Mugiliformes; Mugilidae
Gene: slc35d2
Product: solute carrier family 35 member D2
Exons: 12
Coding region: 141-1169 (342 amino acids)
Cellular component (GO): Golgi apparatus
Molecular function (GO): GDP-fucose transmembrane transporter activity; antiporter activity
Source: RefSeq, a predicted model, not a curated record
GUUGUUUAGCAGUGACAGACAGGAAACAGCAGUAGAAUAUGCCUCUAGACCGGUAACCACUACAUUUUGAAGUCAUAGCCCACAGCUACAUAGUUUUUUAACGCCUAACAUGAGUCUUUAGAGUUAUUUCCUUUCUAACAAUGUCUGCCGAAGCCUGUAAAGAAACUGUGCAGCAGCACUCGGGAUUGCUCAAGUUCCUCUCCGCGCUGUUUUACGCCGGCUGCUCGUUUCUGAUCACCGUGGUGAACAAGACCGUGCUGACGAGCUUCAGGUUUCCGUCUUACUUAUGUCUCGGCAUCGGUCAGAUGGUCACCACGGUGGUCGUCCUGUAUGUGGCCAAAGCAAGCAAAACGGUGCAGUUUCAAGAUUUUGACAGAAGUAUUUUCGCAAAAAUUUUCCCUCUCCCUUUGCUGUAUGUCGGGAACCAUAUAACGGGCCUGGCGAGCACCAAAAAACUCAGUUUGCCCAUGUUCACAGUGUUGCGGAAAUUCACUAUAUUGAUGACAAUGAUGUUGGAGGUGUACAUACUAAGAAAAUCAUUUCCAAAGCGGCUAGUGUACAGCGUAAUGACGAUAGUCUUUGGCGCCAUCAUCGCUGCAAGCUCUGACCUGGCCUUCGACGCGGAGGGCUACACUUUCAUCCUGCUCAAUGAUGCCUUCACUGCUGCCAGCGGCGUGUACACCAAGAAGAAACUUAGCGACCAGAGCCUUGGGAAGUACGGCGUCUUAUUUUACAACGCACUACUCAUCGUCAUCCCCACUCUCUUGGCAAGUGCAUUUACUGGAGAUCUGCACAAGGCAGUCACAUUUGAAGACUGGAUGAAAGUCACUUUUGUUUUUUGUUUCCUUAUGUCCUGCUUAAUGGGGUUUGUCCUGAUGUACUCCAUAGUCCUGUGCAGCUACUACAACUCAGCGCUUACCACCACCGUAGUAGGGGCAAUAAAGAACGUUGCAGUAGCCUACGUCGGCAUCUUUGUGGGGGGAGACUACCUGUUCUCUUGGACUAACUUCCUAGGGCUCAGUAUUUGCAUGUCAGGGGGAUUGUUGUACUCGUAUCUCACCUUCAACAGCAACAGCAACUACAAGCCAACUGAGAGCAAAACAGAAGAAGCGCAAGAGCUGAAGAUUCACAUCGCAGACGACUCAACAGGGAAGCGCUCUGCCAUCUAGAAGAAGGACAAUAUCUUAGCAUUCACCACACGGUGACAUCGUUCUGCUCCAUAUUAGAGCGUUCAACUGCUUCGACACUCCUGUUUUUGUGGAUGUGAAGUCACCAUUAACUGAUUUCCUCGGAUAGUUAAUUGCACUUUUAUACCACGAAGGAAUCGACGAGACGGGCCCCCAAAAGUUCCGGGUCAGGUUCAGUGAAUGUUUAUUGAAGAGCAACAAUGACAUAACAGUGUGGACAGCCUGUCAGAGAAAUCUUUUUUUUGUUUUUUUUUGUUUUAAAAAUGUGUAAUAAAAUGUCUACCAAGCAA